AUGGAGGCCGACAAGUGUGAGCCUAUAGCCAUUAUAGGCCUUAACCUCAAGUUUCCCGAGGAGGCUGUCACUCCCCAGGCAUUCUGGGAGAUGCUUUGUGAUGCCCGCAACGUGGCUACCGAACCGCCAGAAGGCCGUUACAAUGUAGAUGCCUUCCACCACCCGGAUCCCGCCAGGUUGGAUUCCCUCCGAGUCCGAAAAGCCCACUACCUUAAAGAGGACCCUCGAGCAUUUGAUGCGCCGUUCUUCAGCAUGUCUGUUGGCGAGGCAUCUAUAGUGGACCCGAUGCAGCGAUGCCUCCUCGAGGGCGCGUACCGGACAUUUGAAAAUGCUGGCAUCACAAUGGACCAAGCAGCCGGCAGUAAAACCUCUGUUUUCUGCGCAAACUUUGCCCGGGACCAGGAAACCAUCGUGGCUCGUGACCCGGAAUACCAGUCCCGCUACCAGUCCACCGCGACGGGCUACGCACUCCUAUCCAACCGCAUCAGCCACUUUUACGAUCUGCGGGGCCCGUCCCUGACCCUAGACACGGCCUGCUCCUCGGGCUUGUACGCCCUGCACCUGGCCGUGCAGAGUAUCCUGCUUGGGGAGAGCGAGAUGAGUCUUGUGUGCGGUGCAAACACCUGCAUGACGCCCGAGGCCAUCGCCGUUGUUUUGGACAAUGCCAAUUUCUUGUCCAAAGACGGGCGUUGCUUCAGCUUUGACCACCGCGCCAACGGAUAUGGCCGAGGUGAAGGCUUCGGCUUCGUGCUCCUCAAGCCACUCGGCGCCGCCAUUCGAGAUGGAGAUUGCAUCCGUGCUGUAGUACGGGGCACGGGUGCCAACCAAGACGGCCGUACACCCAGCAUCACGCAGCCUGGUGCCGAAGCCCAGCGGGCGCUGAUCAGGGAUACAUACGAGCGUGCCGGGCUGGGCUAUGACCAAACCGAGUUUGUCGAGGCGCACGGCACUGGUACUUUGGUCGGUGACCCGAUCGAGGCCGCAGCCAUCGGCGAGACCUUUAAGCCACACAGGAAAGAGCCCCUGUAUAUCGGCUCGGUGAAGUCCAAUAUUGGACACUUGGAAGGUGCCAGUGGUCUGGCUGGGCUGACCAAGAUUAUCCUGGCCCUGGAGAAGGGCAUAAUCCCGCCGAACGCCGACUUUGAAAAGGUUCAUCCUGGCUUGGACCUCGAUGGCUGGGGAGUCAAGAUCCCUGUCAAGGCGGUGCCCUGGCCGACUGAUGGUCUACGACGGGCGUCGGUCAGUUCUUUUGGCUAUGGUGGCUCUAAUGCCCAUGCAGUUUUGGACGAUGCAUACAAUUAUCUCAAGUUGAGAGGGUUGGAAGCUGUCCAUAAAACCGUUGAUAAGUACCGGGAAAAAGAUCUCGGGAACGGCCACAUUAACGGCAACAUCACAGAUAGCCACACCAUUCGAGACUCGGCCGAUUCUUGGGCCAUCAUCCCCUUUUCUGCCCACGAUGAAGGUGGGACCGGGCGCCAGGCCGAAGCCCUUCAAUCCCACAUGUCCGAAUCCGAAUCCAUCCUCACCACAGACGACAGGCACUCAUUUCUCCCGGACCUCUGCCACACCCUUUUCGCCCGCCGUUCAGUCCUCAACUGGCGCUCCGCCGCCGUCGUCAGCUCCAUUUCCGAUGCAUCUACCAAUCUCUCGUCUAGACUUUCCAAGGCCAUUUUCACCCUUGCUUCCAGGUCGCCAGUUCUCACCUUUGUUUUCACGGGCCAAGGUGCUCAGUACGCCAGGAUGGCCAUGGGCUUGCUGGACCGGUACCAGACCUUUAGGAGCUCCAUCAAUGAGUGUGAUGCUUUUUUGUCCAAUGAGCUGCGUUGCCCCUGGUCCGUAAUCGAGGAGCUGGGGCGUGACGUAAAGACCUCCAAGGUUGACCAACCGCUCUACUCGCAGCCGCUAUGCACCGCCAUCCAAGUUGCCCUGGUCGACCUGUUCAAUUCAUGGGGCCUCACCCCCUCCUCCGUCAUCGGCCAUUCCUCUGGGGAGAUAGCUGCUGCCUACUCAGCAGGUGCCAUCACCCGCCAUUCCGCAUGGCGCAUCGCGUACCAGCGUGGCGUAGUCUCGGAGAAAUUGGUCGCGGAUUCCAUCGCCAGCCCUACCACCAUGAUGUCGGUCGGUUUGAGCCAAGAGGAGGUAGCAUCAUACCUUGCAGGCACCGACGUCACGGUUGCUUGUAUCAACUCCCCCAUCAACGUCACCGUUUCUGGCCCCGUCAAGUCCAUCGAGGAGCUGUACACGCGCCUGGACGCCGCCGAGAUAUUCGCCAAAAGGCUGCCCGUCAAGAUUGGCUACCACUCUAGCGUCAUGCGCAGGGGUAGCCAGGAGUACGAGGCCAGCCUGCGGGGUAAAAUAGAGGCCCCUUCACCGUCGAGGCAGAGCGGCAGCGGUGGACCGGUCAGAACUGUCAUGUACUCUUCUGUUACGGGCAAGGCCAUAGGCCUGGGCGACCUGAACCAGCCCGAAUACUGGGUAGAUAACCUGGUUUCGGCCGUCAAGUUUGCCCCAGCGCUGACGGCUUUGACCUCCGAGGCCAAGGCCGGCAACCGCUUUUUCAUUGAGCUGGGACCUCAGUCCGGGCUGCGCAGGCCGAUCAAGGACACGCUGGCCCGGGCAGCCAAGGAUCUCAAGUGGAGGUACUCGCCUGUGCUGUCUUCCACCGACCAUGAUAUCAAGACCCUGCUGGAAGCAGUCGGUCAGCUUUGGAGCCAUGGUGUUGACGUCGAUCUGGACAAGGUCAAUGCAUCGUCCGUCACGCCCAUCAAGCGAGCACCCAGGGUUAUGGUGGACCUGCCCUCUUACCCCUUUAGUCGCGCCAAAUGGUAUUGGGACGAAUCCCGCAUCUCCAAAAAGUACGCCUUCAGGCCAUUCCGCCGCCACGCACUCCUCGGUAUCAGGGACACGGACUGGAAUGAGAGCGAAGGGUCGUGGAAGCAUACCAUAACCAUGGACGAGAACCCCUGGAUCCGAGAUCACGGCCUCAACGGUAGCCCAAUUUAUCCCGGUUCAGGCAUGCUGGUCAUGGCCAUCGAAGCGGUGCGGCAGCUUGCCCACCCGCACAAGGACCGCGUCAAGGGAUACCACCUAAGCUCGGUGCGCAUGCUACGGCCGAUCCAGGUCGACUCCUCGGAGCACGGAGCCGAGGCCAAGAUCCACCUGCGGCCGCGCAAACUAAUGGCCCCCACUGGACAAAUGCCGUGGUAUGACUUUCGCAUUUAUACAAUCCAGGCCGAGGAGUGGACCGAAGUUGCAUUCGGUAGCGUCAAGGUUGAUCUGGAGCCCGAGGAGCUGACCAGGCAGCAGAAGGAGGCGGCAAGGAUUCGGGAAGCCAAAUUCGCCGCCGAGCUCAGGGACGAGUACGAAAGCACGGCCAGAACGUGCACGCUGAUUGCGCAUAGCAAGCAGUUUUACACCAACCUCUCCACAAAAUCUGGCUUCGACUAUGGUCCAUAUUUUCAGUUGCUACAGAAUAUUGCCUACGACAGGUCUGGCCACGUCACGGCGACCUUGAAUCUAAGGGACUAUGCAAAGCAUAUGGAGUACGCCGGUGAAGAUCCUUGCGUUGUACACCCGACCACCCUCGAUGCCAUCUGUCAGAGUCAGAUGGUUGGCCUAUCCAGGGGUGGCUGGUACACAAUCCCGACCAUGAUGUUCACACACGUGGAUAACCUCUGGGUGUCACACAAGCUCUUUACUGCCACGGGCAACCCCAAACUCCAGGUUGCCUCUCGAGAGACGACGCGAGGCUUCAGGGAGUGCAUUUGCCGCACCAUUGCCUUGUUCGAGGACACCAAGGAGCCUGCCAUCAUCUGCGACGGCCAACGGGGCACUGCCAUAUCUAGUUUAGCCACUACCGUCACCAGCGACAGCGAAGCCACCGGCCGCAUGGCGUAUACAAUCGACUUUGCGCCCCAUGUGCCUUUGGUUCGCGAGCUCCAAGAACUGCGGCCAUUUCUGCAAGCCGGCGCCGGGCGAAACGAGAGUCUGGAGACGGAAAAGAACCGCACCAACCGCUCCGAUGCCAUUAUGCUACACUACGCCAAGCAGGUGGUGGCCAAGAUUGAGGCCGAUGGAGGGAAGAAGCCCUGGGUGGCAGGCCACUAUUUUGAUCGCUACCUGGCCUUUUUGCGUAAUGUGGUGGACAACCAAGCAAAGUGGCAGCCAGCAGGCAGAGGCUUGACCGGCGUGACCAUGAAGCAAAUACUUGACGAGGCAGACCUCGACCCCGGAUGCGCCCUCAACAAGCAUGUUGGUGACCAGGUACUUGGCAUCCUCGAGGGCAAAGUCAGCCCCCUGCAGGUCAUUUUCGAAAACAACCUGGUUGACGCCUUUUACCAUGCCGACCUGACCUCGCUGCUCAACCGUGUGAUCGGCGAGUACGCCAAGGUCCUGUCCCACAACGACCCAACGCUGCGCUUCCUGGAGCUCGGUGCCGGCACUGGUAGCUCCACGGCCAAGGUCCUGCCAGCGCUGGUGCACAACCUAGGCAACGGGCAAGAAGCGGUGCGAUGCGGCGAGUACAUGUACACGGAUAUUUCCAGCGCCUUCUUCGAAAAGGCCCGCGAGCGUUUCUCGUACGCUGCCGCGGCGAUCAAGUUUGCCAAGCUGGACAUCGAGGCCGACCCUACAGCGCAAGGCUUCGAGGAAGGCUCAUACGACGUCGUCAUCGCCGGCAACGUCCUGCAUGUCACCAAGGACCUGGUCCAGACUCUAGGGAACGUGCGUAAGCUGCUCAAGCCCGGAGGCAGUCUUUGUCUAGCCGAGCUAGUCAACGUACACAGCAUGCGGCACACGUUCGUCUUUGGUCUGCUUCCCGGCUGGUGGCUCCGUCCAGCCCCCGAGGGCCAUGGAUAUAGCGACCAAGGUCCGCUGCUGUCGGCCAGCCAGUGGGAUCAGGCCUUCCGUGCGGCGGGCUUUUCUGGUCUCCAGCUCGAGUUCCAGGACUUUGAAGACCCUCUCUAUCGCCAGGUGUCUAUUCUGAUCACCACCAACCCGGGCGACCCGCCCUCGCCCCCCACCAAAGCACUCACCAUGUCGAGCGAUAUUGGCCGCUAUGUCGUGGUGGCUGCAGCGGAUUCGGAACAGCAAGCGAGCCUUUGCAGGGAGCUCCACGCCCGUUUUGGCCCAUCCCCCAUCUACACGCUCUUGGACAUGACCAAUCUCUCCGACGCGGAUCUGCAAGAUACCACGGUAAUAAGUCUAGUCGAGCUCAGCUGUCCCGUGCUGGCAAAAGCUACCGAAGGCGAAUUUGCAGGCAUCAAGCGCCUUAGCACGCGUUCCAAGAUGACCUUCUGGCUGACCAGCGACCUGGGGCCAAUUGCAAAGAACCCAGAUGGCGAGGUCACUAUUGGCUUCGGCCGAACGGUGUGCUCGGAGCGUGCCGAUCAGUGUUUUGUUAUCGUCAGCUUGGAAAGGCCCUUUGCCGACGCCCAAGCCUCUGUUGAGACGCUUUCUCGCGUUCUCUCAGACACCAGAACCAGGGAUGCCGCCUCCAGAGAGACCGAGUACAUCGAGGCAAACGGCGUGCUUCACACUCCUCGCCUCGUCCCGGCAGGUCAUCUGAACGCAGAAAUGCUUCUUCGUACCAAGAAGCGCGACCUCGAGACCUACACAAUCGGUAGCACCGAUGCUGCCUCCAAGCCGCACGUGUACCUCACCAUUGAAACGCCAGGCCUGCUUGAUACUCUGUAUUACACAGAGGAGGACCUGGUGGUGACGGGCGACGACUGUCUCAAGCCUGGCUAUUGCGAGGUUGAAAUCAAGGUGGCGGGGCUCCAGUUCCGCGACGUCAUGACCGCGCUUGGCCAGGUGCCAGGGGACAGCUUUGGGUGCGACGGCGCUGGGGUUAUUACGCGGUCGAACCCCGGGAGCAGGUUCCAGCCCGGAGACAGGGUCAUAUACUGCAGCAACGAUGGCAAGGGUUUUGGCACGUAUGCCCACUACCUGGAGCAGGACCUGACGCUCAUCCCCGCCGGCAUGUCGUUCCAAACCGCAGCUGCAAUCUCGGCUGUGUGGAGAACGGCGGUGUACUCUUUUGACUACCUGGCGCGCCUGCGCAAGGGACAGUCGGUCCUGAUCCACGCCGGUGCAGGUGGUGUCGGCCAGGCAGCCAUCCAGCUGGCCAAACUGCGAGAGGCCGGUGCCAUCUACGUUACCGUGGGGACCGUCGAAAAGCGCGACUUGGUCAAGUCGCUGUACGGCAUCCCGGAUGAAAACAUUUUCCACAGCCGCGAUGCUACCUUCAAGGACGACCUGCUGCGUGCCACCAACGGUAGAGGGGUCGACGUCAUUCUCAACUGCGUCGGUGGCGAGCUGCUCCAGGCCUCGUGGGACUGCAUUGCACCCCUCGGUACCUUUAUCGAGAUUGGAAAAGGCGAUGCCAUCCAGAACAACAACCUUCCCAUGGGGCCCUUCUCGCGCAACGUCUCGUUUGUCUGCGUUGACCUGUCACUAGUCAGCAGGGUCGACCCGGCCCUGAUGACGUCCGUCAUGGGCGACGUGCUGGACUUGUUCGCCAAGCACCCUGAGCUCCACGAGCCUCGGCCCCUGCAGAUUUACGCCGCCGACAAGAUCGAGGAGGCUUUUAGGCUCGUGCAGAGUAGCAAAAACACCGGCAAGGUCUUGGUGGACUACGAGUCGGCGGGAACGGCGGUUCGGUACCAGCCUGCCGUCAAACCCUCUCACACCUUCGCCUCGGCGGCAACCUACGUUAUCGCUGGUGGUCUAGGUGGUCUGGGGCGGGAGAUUACCAGAUGGAUGGUGGAGCGUGGCGCGCGGCACUUUCUUCUAUUGAACCCGAGAGGCGUCAACAGUUCGGGCGAGGUCAUGUCCUUUCUCAAAGAGCUGGACGACAUGUCGGUCAGACACCUCGAGCCAGCAUGCGACUGCGCCGACGCCGCCGCCCUGGACGCGGUGCUCAAAAGCGCUGCAGCUGCCGGCUUCCCGCCCGUGAGGGGCUGCAUUCAGGGCGCCAUGAAGCUGGAUGACGACGCCGUUGCCAAUAUGCCGGUUUCGAAACUCCACGCCGCCCUGGACCCGAAGCGGGUGGCCUCCUGGAACCUGCACAAGCUUUUGCCCAAAGAUUUGGACUUUUUCGUCCUGCUGUCUUCGUUUUGCGGCGUCUUUGGCAACCCUGGGCAGAGCAACUACGCGGCAGGGGGCUCCUUCGAAGAUGCCUUUGCCCGCUACCGUACGUCGCUCGGCCAAAAGGCGGUUUCGAUUGACCUAGCCCUGGUGGCGGAGGCGGGUUGGGCCAACGACAAUUACGAAAUGGUGGCGUCGAACCUGCGCACGUACGGCGGCAUGCACAACGACCAGUUGAUGGCACUCCUAGACGUCGUAUGCGACCCCGACUACGAGUGCGCCACGGCAAACAACUCACAGGUGGUGACCAUCAUCGACACCCCGCGCCAGAUUUACACGCUGACCGAGGAGGGCCGCAUCGUGUGGCCAACCAAGCCCCUUUUUCGGCACCUGCUACGGAUUGGAGAAACGACAGACGACGGUCCUGCCGCGGCAAACGGGGCUGGUGAUGACGGGGAGGCCGCGGCCCUUGAUUAUAUCGCAAUGGUCAGAUCUGCGCCGACCCUCGAGGAGGCGGGAGAGAUAGUCGCGCGUGGGCUGGUGCAGAAACUAACAAAGUCGCUCUCGGUCGAUGGAGAAACUUUGGAUGUAGCCAAGCCAGCGUACAUGCUGGGCGUGGACUCGCUAAUUGCUGUCGAGCUGCGGUAUUGGUUUAUGCGCAAGUGUGGUAUCGAGGUGCCCGUGUUUAUAAUUUUGAAAAACCAGCCGCUGAGCGACCUGUGUACCUAUGCGGCGGAGAAGGUUUUGGAGGCGGUGAUAACUUGA
Molecule: messenger RNA, 7851 nt
Organism: Pyricularia oryzae 70-15
Lineage: Eukaryota; Fungi; Ascomycota; Sordariomycetes; Magnaporthales; Pyriculariaceae
Product: polyketide synthase
Exons: 3
Coding region: 1-7851 (2616 amino acids)
Biological process (GO): secondary metabolite biosynthetic process; fatty acid biosynthetic process
Molecular function (GO): 3-oxoacyl-[acyl-carrier-protein] synthase activity; phosphopantetheine binding; fatty acid synthase activity
Source: RefSeq, a predicted model, not a curated record